This is a messenger RNA of Jaculus jaculus (lesser Egyptian jerboa), 3019 nucleotides long. RefSeq names its product ribosomal protein S6 kinase A4 (gene Rps6ka4). The transcript has 17 exons. Gene Ontology annotation, molecular function: magnesium ion binding; ATP binding; protein serine/threonine kinase activity. The record is from RefSeq and is a predicted model, not a curated record. Bases 66 to 2357 code for a protein of 763 amino acids. Gene Ontology annotation, biological process: regulation of DNA-templated transcription; intracellular signal transduction; protein phosphorylation. Lineage: Eukaryota; Metazoa; Chordata; Mammalia; Rodentia; Dipodidae.
AGCCGCCAUGUAACCGGCGCCGCCCGCUGCCCGAGCCUCACGGGGGCCCCAGAGACCCGCCCGUCAUGGGGGACGAGGAUGAGGACGAGGGCUGCGCGUUGGAGCUGCAGAUCACCGAAGCCAACCUAACCGGGCACGAGGAGAAGGUGAGCGUGGAAAACUUCGAGCUGCUCAAGGUGCUGGGCACGGGAGCCUACGGGAAAGUGUUCCUGGUGAGGAAGGCGGGCGGGCACGAUGCAGGGAAGCUGUAUGCCAUGAAGGUGCUACGCAAGGCAGCGUUGGUGCAGCGCGCCAAGACACAGGAGCACACGCGAACCGAGCGCUCGGUGCUGGAGCUGGUGCGCCAGGCGCCCUUCCUGGUCACACUGCACUAUGCCUUCCAGACGGAUGCCAAGCUGCACCUCAUCCUGGACUAUGUGAGUGGCGGCGAGAUGUUCACCCACCUCUACCAGCGCCAGUACUUCAAGGAGGCUGAGGUGCGGGUGUAUGGGGGCGAGAUCGUGCUGGCCUUGGAGCACCUGCACAAGCUGGGCAUCAUCUACAGAGACCUGAAGCUGGAGAAUGUGCUGCUGGACUCAGAGGGCCACAUUGUCCUCACGGACUUUGGACUGAGCAAGGAGUUCCUGACAGAGGAGAAAGAGCGGACCUUCUCUUUCUGUGGCACCAUUGAGUACAUGGCCCCGGAGAUCAUCCGCAGCAAGAUGGGGCACGGCAAGGCUGUGGACUGGUGGAGCCUGGGUAUCCUGCUUUUCGAGCUGCUCACGGGGGCGUCGCCCUUCACGCUGGAGGGUGAGCGGAACACGCAGGCCGAGGUGUCCCGACGGAUCCUGAAGUGCUCCCCUCCCUUCCCCCUCCGGAUUGGGCCUGUGGCUCAGGACCUGCUGCAGCGGCUCUUGUGUAAGGAUCCUAAGAAGAGGUUGGGCGCUGGUCCCCAGGGUGCACAGGAAGUCAAGAGCCAUCCCUUCUUCCAGGGUCUGGACUGGGCUGCUCUUGCUGCCAGGAAGAUCCCAGCCCCAUUCCGGCCUCAGAUCCGCUCAGAGCUGGAUGUGGGCAACUUUGCUGAGGAAUUCACUCGGCUGGAGCCUGUCUACUCUCCUGCUGGCAGUCCUCCACCUGGUGACCCUCGAAUCUUUCAGGGAUACUCGUUCGUGGCCCCGUCCAUCCUCUUCGACCGCAACAACGCGGUGAUGACUGACGUGCUGCAGGCGCCUGGUGCUGGGGACAGGCCCGGCCGGGCCGCGGUUGCCCGGAGCGCCAUGAUGCAGGACUCGCCCUUCUUCCAGCAGUAUGAGCUAGACCUGCGGGAGCCGGCGCUGGGCCAGGGUAGCUUCUCCGUGUGUCGCCGCUGUCGCCAGCGUCAGAGCGGCCAGGAGUUCGCAGUCAAGAUCCUCAGCCGCAGGCUGGAGGAGAACACGCAGCGCGAAGUGGCCGCCCUGCGGCUGUGCCAGUCGCACCCCAACGUGGUGAAUCUGCACGAGGUGCAUCAUGACCAGCUGCACACGUACCUGGUUCUGGAGCUGCUGCGGGGCGGGGAGCUCCUGGAGCACAUCCGGAAGAAGCGGCACUUCAGCGAGUCGGAGGCCAGCCAGAUCCUGCGCAGCCUCGUGUCGGCCGUGAGCUUCAUGCACGAGGAGGCGGGCGUGGUGCACCGUGACCUCAAACCCGAGAACAUCCUGUAUGCCGACGAUACGCCCGGGGCUCCGGUGAAGAUUAUCGACUUCGGGUUCGCGCGGCUGCGGCCGCAGAGCCCAGCGGGCCCCAUGCAGACGCCCUGCUUCACGCUGCAGUACGCGGCCCCGGAGCUGCUGGCGCAGCAGGGCUACGACGAGUCCUGCGACCUUUGGAGCCUGGGUGUCAUUCUGUACAUGAUGCUGUCGGGACAGGUCCCCUUCCAAGGGUCCUCAGGCCAGGGUGGACAGAGCCAGGCAGCCGAAAUCAUGUGCAAGAUCCGAGAGGGACGCUUCUCCCUGGAUGGGGAAGCCUGGCAGGGCGUGUCCGAAGAAGCGAAGGAGCUGGUCCGAGGGCUCCUCACCGUGGACCCGGCCAAGAGGCUGAAGCUCGAGGGGCUGCGGGGCAGCUCGUGGCUGCAGGACGGCAGCGCGCGCUCCUCGCCUCCGCUCCGCACGCCCGACGUGCUGGAAUCCUCCGGGCCCGCGGUGCGCUCGGGUCUCAACGCCACCUUCAUGGCGUUCAACCGCGGCAAGCGCGAGGGCUUCUUUCUGAAGAGCGUGGAGAACGCGCCGCUCGCUAAGCGCCGCAAGCAGAAGCUGCGGAGCGCCGCCGCCUCCCGUCGGGGCUCCCCGGCGCCGGCCAAGGGCCCCCCCCGCAGAGCCAACGGCCCCCUGUCCCCCUCCUAGCCCCCACCACUGUGAUCCCGCCUUCCUCAUAGGACUGUGACCUUCUGACAGCAGCUGCGCACAGAUCCCCAGGAAUUGCCCCCACCCCCACUCCCAGACAGAGCAGAAGUAUUUUUAUAAGCAAAGAUUUUUUUUUUUUAAUGUCUUACGGGAUAGUCAGGGUCGCUGGGAAGGAGGGGACUUGCGGAGGAGCAAGGAGGUUCUCAACGCUGCCUCAGGGGACAGAAGGUCUCUCUCAAGAGGGCUGCACCACUACUUGAAGGGCUCCUACCUUCAUCCCUAAGCACUUCCUUGUCACAGCGGAGCAAUGGGGGUUCCCUGUACUUCCCCCAGGCCUUACCCCUCGGAGGGGGAACCUCUCAAGAUGUCACUUUAUGGACUGUGUGCAAUUAUGUCCACCAAAGACCUGUGUUGGGGGAAUGAGAGAGAAAGACCCUGGGGGAACCCUCCCCCCCCCAUGAUACAUUUCUGCCUCACCUUAUGUCACUUGCUUCUUCCCUAUUGGGGUUAAGGAAGGAAGUAGACAAGCCCUAAAAGGUGGGGUUCCCUUUCUCAGCCCCCACUCCCCUUGACCACAGCUGCUCCUGGCUGAGGGUGAAACCCCUCCCUCAGCCCCUCCAGGCUGUGCCUUUGACUUUAAAAUAAGAGUCUACUCAGUGCUG